This is a messenger RNA of Schistocerca nitens (vagrant locust), 528 nucleotides long. RefSeq lists its product as uncharacterized. The transcript has 2 exons. Bases 13 to 477 code for a protein of 154 amino acids. Lineage: Eukaryota; Metazoa; Arthropoda; Insecta; Orthoptera; Acrididae. The record is from RefSeq and is a predicted model, not a curated record.
UCUUCCACCGCCAUGACGGUCUUCGACAUCAAAAUCACCGUUCUUAAGGCGUCGAAAACAUUCUCUGCACGUUCCUGCACUAACAGUUCCCUCGCCAUUGGUCUUACCCAGCAUUUUAAGAGCCACAGCCGCAGAUUUCUUCAUGUUAAAGCAGAAAAUUCAAACUUCCCGCAAAUAACGAGAAAUGGAUACCUAAGCUUACUGUAUUAUACCUAUGACCAACCACCUGAACCCCACUUGCAGCUACUGCCGUCUAUUGCGAAACGGCGGAUGCAAAGUUGUAGACCUAAUAUUUUCAGUCGUAUAAUACCAUGCAGAUCAGCCUCAGGUCAUUGGCAGCCACAUCCCAUCUUCUUCAAAGCAGACCAUCCCUUCGUGUUCCCCAUACUGGACCAGCGGAUCAAAACUGUGCUCUUCGCUGGACGUCACUCCGAUCCUCGGACAACGUCUUUACGUGAACAGGAUUGCCUAUACUAAAUCUUAAAGCGCAUCGAGAGAUGUGCACCGCAUAAUACCGAUUUGAAGAAG